GCAGAUUGCACACCUUUAUCAGCCGGGGCGGCAACACAAGAGCACGGACUUCAGUCACGAAUCGUCGAUCGCCGAUCACCGACCAUGGGCUGCUCCUGGUCGCGACCCGAGCAAGUGGAUGCGAGUGCCACGCCCAAUGCCCUCCAGGCGGGCAUUCCCGCCCAGCGCCUGCAGAGGCGGCGGCGCCAGGAGGAGAAGCGUGCGCGCCAGCUGCAGAAGCUCCAGAAACGCAAUGCCCGCAAGCGUCGUCGGAAGCGGGGCUCCGGCUCGGGAUCCGGCACAGGUGGACGACCCGCUUCCUUGGCUCGUGGGGGUUCCAUUCAAAGGCGUCGCCUCAGCGCAAAAACGCAUCCCGAUCUCGCCCUGCAACUGCGUCUGCUGGGCGGCAGCAAUGGCAGCAGUGCCACCGAGUACAUGAGCGCCCUGUAUGCCAGGACGCUGGAGCAGCAGCGGGAGGAGCUGCAGCGGACCGUGGAGGAGAAGACGCUGCGCCAGCUGGACCGCGAGCUGCACACCUUCCUGCUGAACCAACUGCUCCUCGGUGUACAGUUCUUCGGGCACUUCGAGGCCGAGAUGGCCGUGGUCGAUGCCCAAAUCCUGGCCAGGCGACGCAACUGCUCCGCCGAGCAGCUGGCCGAGCACAGCCUGCUGCAGAGCAACGCCAUCGAUGCGGCCGUCGCCAGGAACCUGCUCUUCAAGCCGGCAUCCUCCAAGAUCCCGCCCCAUCCCCUCCAGAAACCCGUCACCUACGUAGUGUUCGAGAACGUGGACGUGGCCCGACCCCACGAUGCCACCUACGACACCGUGGCGGCGCUGUGCAAGGUGCUCCUCGAGACGGACUACUACCGGACCACGCCCAGCUCCUCCGAAGUCUUCCAGUUGAUGGAGCAGACCAGGUGGAUGGGCUAUGUGCGCCUCAAGCUGCGCGAGCAAUUCCCAAUCCCGGCGGCGAGCUGCAGCAGCUCCAGCUCGCCACUGCCCAUUGCCAGCGAUGAGGAGUGCAUCUACGGCGACGUUGGGUCAUCCUCCUCCAGCUCGUCAUCCUCGGGCUACAGCUCGGGUCACUACGACUACGUGUACUUGGCCAGGUUAAAUACUCCGCGGCCGCUAGACGAGCUGCGUCUUGGUCGGCAGUUUGAUUUCCAGCGGAAUGUGCUGCCGGAGAGCUGCAUCCUUCGUUUGGCCAACUGCAUGCCUCCUUGGCUGGAGCAGACCGACGACGAGGACUCCUCCUCCGCCACCUCCUCCAGCAGCGAAGACGAGGAGGAGGGAGCUGAGAGGAGUCCGGGGGGUCGCAAGUACCCACCGGCUGGCUAUGAGACCGUGGAGGUGCUUCGGCAGUGCCAUGUGGAGCAACUGCAGCAGUGCUACCUCAGCUCGCAGCAGUUUAUGCUGUACUUCGGGGAGGUGCUGCGCCACCAUCUGGCCACCCAGCUGGGCAUUGGACAGUCCCAACUGGCCGCCGGUUCGUAUCGAGGCUGCAGUGUUUACACCGCUCACGAGGAGCUGGUGCCCGCCAUCCAUGUGCCCCACUCCUGGCCAGAUUGCGCCUUUGAGUUCUGGCUUAGGGCUCGACCGCGGCUGACCAAUCUCCACACCGCCGAGGAGUUCCAGUGGCCCACGGAGCAGAUGAGGAAACGCAUCCGAUCCUUCGGCUUUCACGUCGUUCCGGUGGGCUAUGCGCCGAAGCACUCGAGGAAUCCCUUCAGGGAGCUGGAGUGGCGCAUUGUCUUCCCGCAGGCGGAGCAGUUUCUCGAGCGGCACUGCCUGACGCCCAUGCAGCUGAAAGUGUUCCAGCUGAUGAAGCUGCUGGUCAAGACCUUUGUGGAGGGCAAGUCCCCAUCCUCGGGCCCGUCUGGCCAAUCCCCGGGAGCUCUGCUCGAGCAGCUGAGGGCCCAUCUGUUUUGGCAGUGCGAGCAGCACAGCAACGACUGGCCGGAGGAGUUCCUGGGCGAGCGCCUGGUGCGAUUCAUUCGCUCGUUCGACGCCUGCCUGAGCAAGAAGCACCUGAGCGACUACUUCAUCGAGCGGCGGAAUCUCUUCGAGCACGUUCCCGAGGAUGCGCUGAUGAAGUUGCGCGCCAUCAUGGCCGGCAUUGCGGAGCAACCACUCGUCCAUGUCGUCCAGGCGCUGAGGAACCUCCAGCACGCACCCGACUUCUAUCCACAGCUGGACUACAAGCGGCUGCUGGACAACCUCUUCAGUCAGGAUUACCUGGAGCUGCAUGGCUGGGGCAAGUUCUCGCGUCCCCGCCAGGGAUUCCCCGCCACGGAGAACCUCCCGGAGCAGCAGGUGGACGCGGGGAAGCCAGCGAGAAGGGAGGAGAUCACCGAUGCCGGGGGACUUUUGGGACUGGCCCAGCACCAGGAGCGAUCGCGCGGAAAGCUGCGCCGGAAAACGCAGCUCCUGAAGGCCACCACCAACCAGCAGCAGCGGCAGCGCUCGGAGGCGGAACAGAGGCGCUCCUCCCUGGACUCCCUGGAUCUCCAGCUCCUGCUGACACGCUCCCAGCCAGAGGGAAAGGGCCAGGACACGGCCAAGCCACAACUCAACAACGGCCUGGAGAUCCUGCGACGCAGCAACCUGCUCGAGCUGCUGCUGGACCACCUGCUGGCCAUGCUGAGCCAUGCCACUCGCUUCGGGAAUCGUGGGCAUGCCCAGCUCUAUCUGCAGCAGGGUCAGCGACUGUGUCGCCUCUACCAGCACCUCGGUUGCUCCCAGCAGGCCCAGCACUUCGUCCAGGAACUCCAGGCGGCGGCCAACGAUAUGGAGGCCAUGUCCCGAACCCCUGUGCCAAACAUGUCCGCUGGAACGCCCCUCUCGGAGGAUGAUUCUCCGCCGCUGCAGAGGAAGUCCAUCAAGUUCCAGGAGCAUGUGGUGCAAAUACACACACCCGAUCCGCUGGCCAGGCCGCAUCACCUGCCACACCUGGAGAAGCACAAGCUGAACGGGAUUCUAAGGGGACACCACCCAGAGGAGACGGAGGCCAUAGAGGUCCUGCAGGAGGAGGACAUCAGGAGCACUUUGAUGAAGGAAAUAAGGAGCCGCAUAGGGGAGACCAAGAACGAGAGGGUGGAGUCCAAGGAGGGCCCUGUAGAACCCCAAACGGAAAAGGAAUCGGAGUCGAAAUCAGAAUCAGCGGAAACACCCCUCUCGCUGAACGGAAUCCUCCAGAGACUAAGUCUGGACACGGAUAAGCUGCAGACGCUGAGCUCCAGGACGGAGCAGCUGGUCCACAAGGUGGCCCCUUCGGAGGCCAGGCGGGAGGAGCUCAGGGAGAUCCUCAGGCGCAACACGCAGAAGCUCAAGGGCGCCUUCAACUGAAGACAAUACCAGACGGCCUAAGCCCCUGUCGCUUAGUGAUAUAUAUGCUGGUACAGAUAAACCCCGGGUGCGAUAGGAGCGGCGAUAGCUCACCAUAAAUACUUAUAUAAUACCUUCUAAUCUUAGGCCCUAUACGUAUACCUUGUACUUGUAACGAGCUAAUAUAAUUUUCCCAUAAAA
Molecule: messenger RNA, 3504 nt
Organism: Drosophila biarmipes
Lineage: Eukaryota; Metazoa; Arthropoda; Insecta; Diptera; Drosophilidae
Exons: 2
Coding region: 85-3324 (1079 amino acids)
Source: RefSeq, a predicted model, not a curated record